This is a messenger RNA of Dendrobium catenatum, 6220 nucleotides long. RefSeq lists its product as uncharacterized. The transcript has 16 exons. The coding region runs from base 11 to 6076 and encodes 2021 amino acids. Gene Ontology annotation, biological process: defense response to other organism. The record is from RefSeq and is a predicted model, not a curated record. Lineage: Eukaryota; Viridiplantae; Streptophyta; Magnoliopsida; Asparagales; Orchidaceae. Gene Ontology annotation, molecular function: ADP binding.
AGAAGAAGCAAUGGCUGAUCAAAUUCUACUUCUUGGGAAUAUAAGAACACUUUACAUUUAUGGAUUACAUUAUUUCUCUAACCUCGCACUUCAUCAAAAUAGUUGUUCUAAGAUUAUAUUAUCCCAUAUGGUCAGCUUGCGUGUUUUGAGAUUUCAUGCACCUUCUUUUAAAUGCAGCUCUGAAUGUAUAGAUUCGAUAGGUUACCUACAACAACUUCGUUAUCUCUCUAUCUAUGUCAGGGAUAUCUAUAUGACAGAGAACUCAUUAUGUGGCCUUUACAAGUUACAAACAUUAAUACUCGAAUCAAAUUAUAUAAAUUUUCUACCCCAUGCAAUGGGAAAACUUGUCAACUUACGUCACUUGAUGAUUGUAAGCAUGAAUCGAGCAUUGGUGCCGAAAUCAUAUUUCGGGAGUAAAAAUCUCCUUUUUUUUAGUUUUAAUCAUAAGGCAAGAAAUGAAUUGGUUGCAUCUACAUAUCACGUGAGAAGAGAUGGCCCAUAUUCUAGUAUUAGAUGGUUGAAACCCCUAACAAAUUUACAAAGAAGUUUGAAGCUUUAUGGGCUUGAAAAUGUGGUCGAUCAUGAAGAUGCAAAGAAUGCCAAUUUGCAAAGUAAGCUAUAUGUCGAGAGCCUAACACUUAUCUGGAAUUGUGGUAAAUAUGAUGAAUGUGCAAGAAAUGAUAAAGCUAUUCUUGAAGGCCUCCAACCCCACACAAACCUUAAAAAGUUAACCAUAGAUGGCUACAAUAGUAGUAGCUUUCCAAGUUGGUUUGGAAAUCCUCACUUCUCCAAUUUAGCAAAUAUAAGGUUGAGAAAUUUCAAAUGCAAGUUUCUUCCUCUGUCUAAGCUGCCAUCCCUCACGUCACUUGAAAUUAUUGAUAAUAAAGGGAUAACUAGAAUGGGGCAAGAUUUUUGGCAUUAUAAUGCUCCUCUUGAUUGCCUUGAGAAUUACUCUAUAGAGGCCCAUGUGGGUUUUCAUUCAUCUGGAUAUCAGACAUAUAAAAGUUUUCUUAAAUGGAAAGAGAGUCCAAUGGUGAAGAAUGGUGAUUUCUCAAUCCUUAAGUGUUUACACAUAUUUCAUUGCAAAAACCUGCAACAAAUAUCAGCCUUCCCAUCAAGUCUUGUGGAAUUUUUAGUGGCAUCUUGUGAAAGACUUGAAUAUAUUUCACUUCCUUUUAGCUCGGGACAUCUUUCAAGGCUUCAAAAAAUAAAAAUUUAUCGUUGUGACAAUCUCAAGUCAGUGAUCAACUUGAAUAAUCUUCUUGGCACUCUUAAAGUUUUGAAGUUAGCUAAUUGUUGCCAACUCAAGCCUGAUCCAGACGAAGACUUUGAUCUUUCAUUGGGAAGAGUUUCAUUUGAAGAAGGCUUUGCACUUGUAUUUGAAUGUCCAGGGAUGAGAGAGUGGUGCCAAUGGCAUGGUUUCACCUAUCGAGAUAAGGAUCGGACGGUUCUUAUGGCUAUGCUUCAGGAUUGGGAAUCUGACGGCAGCUGUUCCGACAAGAGUCGGAGUUGGCGCUGGCGCAGCAUUUUGGGAAAGGAUUCUGACAACAGCUCUUCUGACGAGGAUUCUAAUGAUAGCUCUUCCGAGGAGGUUGAUUAUCUCCAAAAUAAAUUCAUUUGUCUUGGUCAUCUUAGGGGUGAGUGUAACGUCCACUCCUCUUUCUCAUUGCUUAUUCUGAAAUCUAAUGCUAAUCCUGUUUUGUCUAAUGGGAUUACUUCUAAUCCUUCUAAGAGUGAGGAAAAUAUUAUUAGGAGUGCUUCUGCUGUUUUGAAUAAAGAUAUCUUAAGUGGAAAUGUGGUUGUUGUUCCUCUUAUUGUUAACUAUCUUAAUAAUUCUGAUGGGAAAGCUAUUGUUGAGAAGGACCAUCCGCUAAAUGUUGUUAUUCCUAAUUCUACUCUUGCUUUGUCUAUUAAUAAUUUGGUGGUGGAAGAGGUUAAUGCUGUGAAGGGGCUUCUGACUGCUGCGCUUUUGAGGGGUAUUAGUGAUCCGCUAGGUGUUAGUGGAGUGGAUUGUGGGGUCUCUUCUCAUUAUAGGACCGAUGUAGCUCCUAUUGUUGGGUAUAGUCCGUUGUCCCUUUUGUCUGAUGUUGGAAAUGAAUAUGUUGUUUUUAUAAAUUCUGGUGGUAAUUGUAUUUCUUCUAAUCCUGAAGCUUGUAACUUUGUUGGUUCUAUGGUUGCUAUGGUUUCUGAUGUGCAUGUGGAAUGUGUUAAUAAUGUUGUUGCUGCAGUAGGUUUGACCAGUAAUUUGAGGGAGAUGGAGAAGGUGCCUUGUGUCUAUGAUCCAAUUGAGCUUAUGUCUUCCAAUGAAUUGAAGGAACUACUUUGUAGGAUGCAGGAUCUGGUUGUUGGUGGCUUCGGAGCUUCCGCUGGCUAUUUUUUAUUUGGUUUUGAAUUGUUUUUACCUCUUCCGUUGGAGCAAUUAUUUCGUCCGGUCAACCGAACGCCUUCGGAGGCCAACAACCACGUGCCACGUCACAAAAAACUCGGUAUUGAGCACUCGGGUCUGGAAAUGGCAGGGACAACUUCUUUGAUCAUCUCCAAUCUAUUAUCUUCCUUUGAAAGAUUAUCUCAGUUUAUGCCUACCUUUUGUUCACCGGAUGCAACUUCCUCAUCAUCUAUAUCACAUGAAGAUGUAACUGCUAUUGAAGUUAAUUCGAUCCAAAAAAGAUUAAUGGAGGAUUUGAGCCGAUUGUCGAGGAUGCUGCGAAGAAUUCAGGCAGUCCUUCAUGAUGCUGAGGAGAGGGAGAUCAAUGAGAAGGCCAUCCAGCUAUGGCUCAGCGAGCUUAGAGAAGUUGCUUAUGAUGCUGAAGAUGUCUUGGAUCAAUAUGAUUAUCAAGUUAUCAAAACCCAAUUGGAAGGAAUGACAGUAACAACUGAAGCAAAGCCUUCUCUAAAGAGGAAACGAGUUGAUGAUGGUGAUGUUUUUGGCUACCAGGUAUCACUACCUCCUAAUUCAAUUAAAAUUCCCAUUUCUUGUGACAUGGCCAUGAGGAUCAUUGAGAUCAUAAAGAAAUUUGAUGAGAUUGCAAAUGAUAGAAAAGCACUUAUGCUUAAAGAAGAGGAUGCACCUAGACGAUCUUAUUUUAAUAAUGUUAUGAAGAGGCCACCGAGUAGUUCUCAUGUGCAUGAAUCUGAUAUUAUUAUUGGAAGGGAGAUGGAAAAGAGAGAAAUAAUUCAAUUGUUAAUGUCUCAUUCUGAGACAAAGAACAUUGUAAUUCCCAUUGUUGGGAUGGGGGGUGUGGGAAAGACGUCACUUGCUCAACAUGUAUACAAUGAUCCUGUGGUAUGCCAACAUUUUAGCCCAAAGAUUUGGGUUUGUGUCUCCGAACAAUUUGAAGUUUUGGGAAUAACAAAAGAAAUUGUGUCAUCCAUUGAGGAUUCAUCCAAGUACAAUGACAAUAAUAACUUGAAUUAUCUUCAAUGCAAACUUAAGGAUGCUCUAUUAAAUAAAAAAUUUCUUCUUAUUCUUGAUGAUGUCUGGAAUGAGAGAGCAGAUAUAUGGGAGGUCCUACUAGCCCCCUUUUCAAGUAUUGGAGUGGGAAAAAUUAUUAUAACAACUCGAUCUAUGUCAGUUGUUGGCAUCAUGAAAACGGUGUCCCCACUACAGCUUGGAUGCUUGCAUGAAGAGAAGUCAUGGUUAUUGUUCAAAAGACAUGCUUUUCAUGGUUGGCAGCAAGAUCAACAACUGGAUUUUGAACAACUUGGGAGGAGAAUUGCUAAGAAAUGUGGCGGAUUGCCUUUGGCUUUAAAAGUUAUUGGAGGAUUUCUACACAAUGAAUUUAAGGAGCAGACAUGGAAGGAUGUGUUAAACAAUAAUUUAUGGGAUCCCAAAGAAAUUAUUUUGUCAGCAUUAAGGAUAAGCUACAAUCACUUGCCAUUGUAUCUUAAACGAUGCUUUCUCUAUGCAUCUCUGUUCCCAAAGGAUCAUUACAUAAAUAAACAAGAAUUGAUAAGAAUGUGGAUCGAUCAAGGUUACAUUCAGCUCACAGAAAGAAAAAUAUUAUGGGAAGAUAUUGCAGUUGAAUACUUUGAAGACUUAGUGAGAAGGUCAUUCUUUCAAUGCUCGAAAUAUGAUGAGAUGUUCUUUUUGCAUGACAUGGUGCAUGAUUUAGCUCAAUCUAUAACCAAAAAUGAAAUAUGUUCUUUAUUAGAGUUUGAUGAAUUGAAGAACAUCCCCAAAGAUGCAAAGCAUAUAUUCAUGAAAGGCACAAUCAAUGAUCCUUUUUUUGAGUUUGAUGAAUUGACGAACAUCCACAAAGUUGCAAAGCAUAUAUUCAUAAAAGGCAUAAGCAAUGAUCAGGUUCUUCCACUCGGGAAUAUAAGAACACUUUACAUUCAGAGAUUAUAUUCUAAGAUUCCAUUAUCUAAUUUGGGAUGCUUGCGUGUUUUGACACUUGGUUUUUGUCAUUGUGUAUGCAGCUAUGAAUUUAUAGAUUCGAUAGGUUACCUACAACAACUCCGUUAUCUCUCUAUAUGUGCACAGGUAAACUGUAUGAGGGAGAGCUCAUUAUGUAGCCUUUACAAGUUACAAUCACUAAUACUCCAAUCAUCUAAUAUAAAUAUGCUACCCAAUACAAUGGGAACACUUAUCAACUUACGUCACUUGAUGAUCAUAAGCAAAAAUCAAGCACUUGUGCCGAAAUCAUAUUUCGGGAGUAAAAAUCUCCUUACGGUUAUUUUUGAUGAGGUACAAAAUGAGUUCGUUUCAUCUACGUAUCACGUAAGAAGAGAUGGUCCAUACUCUAGUAUUAGAUGGCUGAAACCCCUAGCAAAUUUACAAAGAAGUCUAAAGCUUUAUGGGCUUGAAAAUGUGGUCGAUCAUGAAGAUGCAAAGAGUGCCAAUUUACAAAGAAAGCCAUAUGUCGAGAGGCUAGAACUUAUCUGGAAAUGUGGUAAAUAUGAUAAAUGUGCAAGGAAUGAUAAAGCUAUUCUUGAAGGCCUCCAACCCCACACAAACCUUAAAGAGUUAACCAUUGAUGGCUACAAUAGUAGCAGCUUCCCAAGUUGGUUUGGAAAUCCUCACUUCUCCAAUUUAACAAAAAUAAGGUUGACAAAUUUCUAUAGCAAUGAAGAAUGCAGGUUUCUUCCUCUGUCUAAGCUACCAUCCCUCACUUCACUUCAAAUUAUGCUUAAUAAUGAGAUAAUUAGAAUGGGGCAAGAAUUUUGGUGUAUUAAUGCCCCUCCUGAUGGUCUUGAGAAUUACUCUAUAGAGACCCAUGUGGGUUUUCCUUCAUCUGGAUAUCUCACAAAUAAAAGUUUGCUUGAAUGGAAAGAUCGUCUAAUGGUGAAAAAUGGAGAUUUCUCAAGCCUUAAGUGUAUAAACAUAUUUGAUUGCGAAAACCUACAACAAAUAUCAUCCUUCCCCUCAAGUCUUGAGAUACUUUAUGUGAAAUCCUGUAAAAGUCUUGAAUAUAUUGCACUUCCUUAUAGUCUUGGACAACUUCCUAGGCUUCAAAAAGUGAAAAUUUUUUGUUGUGACAAUCUCAAGUCAGUGAUCAACAUGAAUAAUCUUCUUGGCACUCUUAAAGUUUUGAAGUUACUUAAGUGUAGUCGGCUCGAGCCCGAUUCGGACAAAGACUUUGAUUAUUCAUUUGGAAGAGUUUCAUUUAAAGAAGGCUUUGCACUUGUACAUGAAUGUCCACGGAUGAGAGAGUGGUGCCAAUGGCAUGGCUUCGCCGGUGACAAGGAUUGGACGGCUCAUAUGGCUAUGCUUGAGGAUUGGGUUUGCGACUAUAACUCCUUCGUUGGGGAAUCUGACGACAGCUCAUCCGACGAGAUUAUUCCUGAAUUGGCUAAGGAUCAACAGGAAUUUAUUCAUCAAAAUUCGGGGAGAACAGUUUCUUCUAUGGCAUUUGAAGCUACAGUGCAUCAUCAGAUUGAUAAUCACUAUUGGAAAUGGACCAAGAAGGUAAUGUUGAAUCCUCGGGUGGAGGUACUCUGGUGGCGUAUGUUUUGUAAUGCUAUUCUUAUAUUUCAAUUUCUGAAGUAUAGAAGAUUACAAGAUGUUAAUUCAUAUACUGGAGGUUGCAUUGUUGUGGAGGACCACGAACAUGUGGCGGUGAAAUGCUCAAAGUAAAUUCAAGUGAUUCAAUGUCUAAAUAACUGGUGCUUUCUUAUUCCUAUUUUUGAUUCAUUUGCUGAAUGUUGCAGCUGGUUGGAAUUAUGCUUUGCUUCUAAGAAUGCUUUUCUGAUUAAUUUAUAUUGUUUUGCUGUUUAUUUA